GAUUGGCCGCGUUGUUUGCAGUGUAAACUUCUACUGGCGAACGACUUCAUAUUCUGCUCUUUCUGAAGGGGUGGCGAUCUACAAUCCAUGAAUCUGCGCCCCACACUCUGCUGUUUACCCAAAAUCGGGUGCAGCAGAACGUCGUUAAAAUCCCGCUUUAUCUCAACCACCGCAUACUGGUCAGCGCCUCGACGAAUCCCUUUGGAUAUACCUCCCCCGUUUCCCGUGACGGAAUCAUGUCCCGAAUCAACAUGUACAUGCCCCCCGACCCCGUCAAUGCCCGAGGGGCUACCAAUUGACCGUGAUCAACCAUUGAACGGAACGAUGGCGGCCUAUGCACAACAGAUCCUCAUCUGUACCGGACAAGGAGAUUGGACAAGUCGCAUUGAAGAUGAUGGGAAGGAUCAGGGCUGGGGGGAAAUGGCAAGGGGCUUGAAGCGUCUUAUGGGUCGUGGGGGGCGUUAUGCCGACCCAUUCAAUAAUGUCUUGGUUAGCAAUUCUUCCUUCUCUCCACCUCCAGCUUCAGAGGGUACCUCGUCCUCUGCGUCGGCCUUUUUGUUCCCUUCUUUCAAAUAUUUCCCAUCUAUUCCCGUCCACGUGGCGGAAUCGUCGGGGACAGGGACGGACCUUUCGACCUUUGUCCGUGCCUUUCUCCUUCCUCAGAAGCUCAACGCGAUGGCGGACUCUCUUCCAGAAUCCCGGCGGGUGGAAUUAACUCGCAAGCCUGAUCUAGCAUCCGAGUUCUCGGGCGCUGUCGAUCUUCAGAUGUCCCCCGUGGUCUUGAUAUGCGGCCAUGGCGGCCGUGACAUGCGAUGCGGCCUCAUGGCACCAGCCCUUGAAGAGGAAUUCCGUCGCGUUCUGCUGACGAAGGGGUUCACGUCGGCGGGUAGUAACAGCCACGUAAUCGACAGCCCUGAACACGCCCACAUUGGACUCAUCAGCCAUAUCGGUGGGCAUAAAUACGCCGGAAAUGUGAUUGUAUAUAUUCCUCCCGGAAUGCUCUUGGAAGGUUCUUCGACGCUGCACCCGCUGGCGGGCAAGGGCAUCUGGUAUGGGCGCAUUGAACCCAAGCAUGUGCAGGGGGUAGUGGAAGAGACCAUCUUAGGUGGCAAGGUGGUAGUGGACCAUUUCCGGGGUGGAAUCGAUCGAAAUGGGGGUAUCCUUAGACUAUAG
Messenger RNA from Aspergillus steynii IBT 23096, 1173 nucleotides. Its product is annotated as sucrase/ferredoxin-like domain-containing protein. Bases 88 to 1173 code for a protein of 361 amino acids. The transcript is spliced from 2 exons. Lineage: Eukaryota; Fungi; Ascomycota; Eurotiomycetes; Eurotiales; Aspergillaceae. The record is from RefSeq and is a predicted model, not a curated record.